CAGCAGAGCCCCAAAGCAAGGGGAAGAAGGCUUCCAGUCCAAUCAAGCCCCCGAAGGGUCAAGGAUACAAGGAGUCGAGGCCUCGGAGGAGAGCGAGGUCGACAUGGGGAUCGUGGAGACGUGGGUGCGCGAGAAGCCCAUCCGCACCUUCCUCGCCCGCCUCUCCCGCCAGUCGGCCGCCGCCUUCGUCGCCUCCACCACCUCCCGCUCCCCCGCGGCGGCCGAUGGCGAGGGCGAGGGCGGCGGCGCCGACGGAGGCAUCCCGCAGCUCUCGUCCGUCGCCAACUCGGUUGUCUCCCGCUGCUCACGGAUUCUUGCUGUUGCAACUGAGAACUUGCAGCAAAGUUAUGAGGCUGAUUUCCCAGAUAAUUGUAAGGAACCCAAUACAUAUGCCAGAGAACUAUUAGAGUACUGCUGCCACAAAGCUCUCCAUGAAGUAACUACACGUCCAGACUAUUUGGCUGAUAUGAAUCUUCGUCGUUUAAUGUUUGAUAUGAUGCUUGCUUGGGAAAACCCAGGUUCUGAGGAAGGAUUGCUAAAAAAUAAUUCUACCUUGUGUAAUCCCGUGGAGAUUGAAGAUGAAGAUGAGGGAUCAAUUUUCUAUACGAAUUCCACAAGUUUAGCUGUUCAAGUUAACGACAUGAAGACAGUUGGCUUAAGUGCUUUUACACGAAUAGCGCCUUCAUGCCCAAUAAUAGCUGACUUGGUUACUGUCCACAAUCUAUUUGAUGCACUUACGUGUUCAUCUGGUGGCCGUUUACAUUAUUUCGUAUAUGACAAGUAUCUCAAAAGUUUAGACCGGGUAUUCAGAUCUAUCAAAGGAGUUAUGCAGUCAUCACUUGCUUCAAGUUUUAAUCUUGAUGCUGGGGAAUGUAUCUUAGCUAUUGAUGGUGACAAGCCUAUUCAUCCUGUAUUGCAGCAUAUUGGGAUAUCAGCUUGGCCAGGAACAUUGAUCCUUACAACACAUGCUCUUUAUUUUCAAAGUAUCAGAGUUGGUUAUGGUGAUAAGAUUGUUAAAUAUGAUUUAGCAACAGAUUCAAAUCAAGUGAUCAAGCGAGAUUUUACUGGACCAUUGGGUGUUCGUCUGUUUGAUAAAGCUGUGAUGUACAAAUCAAGCACUUUAACAGAACCAAUUUAUUUCGACUUUCCUGAGUUAGGGAGCCCCUCACGAAGAAACUAUUGGUUAGCAAUCACUCAUGAAGUAAUGCAGGUGAAUAGAUUUAUCAGAAAAUUCAACCUUGAAGAUAUUCAGAGAGCAGAAGCACUCUCAAAGGCUAUCCUGGGCAUCUUGAGAUACUCUGCUGUGAAAGAAGCUUUUCAUAUUGCUCCAUCUCACUUUAAGACAACACUCACUUUUAGCUUAGCUGAAAAGCUCCCAAAAGGAGAUAUGGUAUUAGAGGCCCUAUACAACAACUACUUCCAACUGUUGGACACUUCGUUGAGCCAUUUGGCAACUGAGCCAUCAGUUGACAAAGCACCGCAGACUCAUUCUGUACCAUUUUCAUUAUAUGCUCUCUCUAGAAUGGGAUUUAACUUGCUGAAGAGAAAAAAUGAAACUGAAAAGGAGAUAAGCUUUUGUGCUGUUUGUGUUGGUGUGACAAAAUCUCUGGAGGCUGCUUUGCAAGAGUCAUUUCUUUAUUCUGAAAGAAUAGAGGCAGCACGUGCUACGGUUGAUCAAGUGAAGGUGGAAGGUCUUGAUGCAAAUGUAGCCCUCAUGCAGGAGAUACUUUUUUCGUUCAUUCAUGCAGGCAAACUUAUUUACUCUUUAACCAAGUGGGAAGAUCCUCUAAAAUCAUUUUUGUUCUUAGCUUUUAUCCUCUAUGUUAUCCAAAGCGGGCUUGUCAGUUACACUGUGCCCUCUGUUUUCAUAGUCUUUGCUGUCGUUAUGCUUUGGCAUAAGUACAGUGAAGAAGGAAAACUGUUGGAAGUGCUUGAAGUAAGACCUCCUCCAACUAAAAAUCCUGUCGAGCAAAUCUUGAUCUUGCAGGAAGCUAUAUCCAAGUUGGAAGAUACCCUACAGGCUGUAAAUAUUCUUCUUCUCAAGUUCAGAGCUCUCUUGUUUGCAGCUGUUCCAAAGGCAACUGAAAUAGUCGCAGUGGCACUUCUUGUUGCAGCUGCGGUUGUUGUGUUGAUGCCUCCUAAGCAUCUGCUCCUGAUGGCAGUCCUGGAGGUUUACACGAGGGAGAUGCCACUAAGGAAGCAACACACAGAGAAGUUCCGAAGACGAAUUAAAGAGUGGUGGGCCCGUAUUCCAGCUGCUCCUGUACAGAUGAUCAGACCUAACGAAGACAAGAAGAAGAUGUGACUAUGAGCUCUGUGUCCAUUGCAACUAGGAGCUCACAAUUUUCCCCAAUCUCCUAGCCAGCUAACAUGUACAGAUUAUCACCCUUGAUUACCCUGAGAAUCGUUUCUACUCCCUCCGUCCUAGUGUCAAAAAACAUCUUACAUUAUACUCCCUCCGUCCCAAAAUAAAUGUCUCAAGCUUAGUAUAAUUUUAUACUAAAGUUAGUAUAAAGUUGAGACACUUAUUUUGAAACGGAGGGAGUACAUUUGUAGUGCUAAAUGCUAAUGAUGUCUCCUGAUUAACAAUGUAAUCAUUGUACAUCUGUCAUUGUUAUGGAUGCAUAAAAAGCUACAAAUAUGUCUAUACAACAGUUGCGUUGAAUUAUUGGA
Messenger RNA from Triticum dicoccoides, 2673 nucleotides. RefSeq lists its product as uncharacterized. Lineage: Eukaryota; Viridiplantae; Streptophyta; Magnoliopsida; Poales; Poaceae. The transcript has 10 exons. The record is from RefSeq and is a predicted model, not a curated record. Bases 104 to 2305 code for a protein of 733 amino acids.